AUGUAUGGCUCUUUUGAUCGCAGGGGCGUCCUAGCGGCGCUGCAGCAGGCAGCGCUAGGGGUGCGGCACUUCUCGCAGGCCGCAGGCCCCGCCGUUUUCGUAGACAAGACCACCAAGGUGAUCUGCCAGGGCAUCACCGGCAAGAAUGGCACCUUUCACACAGAGCAGGCCAUCGCGUAUGGCACCCAGAUGGUCGGCGGCGUUACGCCCAAGAAGGGCGGCAGCACCCACCUGGGCCUGCCCAUCUUCAACACGGUCGAGGAGGCCAAGGCAGCCACCGGCUGCACGGCCAGCGUGAUCUACGUGCCGCCCCCCUUCGCGGCGGCCGCGAUCCUGGAGGCGGUCAGGGCCGAGCUGGACCUGGUGGUGGCGAUCACGGAGGGCAUCCCGCAGCACGACAUGGUGAAGGUGAAGAAGAUCAUGAGUGAGCAGAGCAAAACGAGGCUCAUAGGGCCCAACUGCCCAGGCAUCAUCAAGCCGGGAGAGUGCAAGAUCGGGAUCAUGCCGCUGUGGGGCAGAGGCAUGUGGCAGUCUGGCGCAGGAAGGGCAGUCGCGCCUUGGCUUUGA
Molecule: messenger RNA, 567 nt
Organism: Monoraphidium neglectum
Lineage: Eukaryota; Viridiplantae; Chlorophyta; Chlorophyceae; Sphaeropleales; Selenastraceae
Product: succinyl-CoA synthetase alpha subunit
Exons: 5
Coding region: 1-567 (188 amino acids)
Biological process (GO): tricarboxylic acid cycle
Cellular component (GO): succinate-CoA ligase complex (ADP-forming); mitochondrion
Molecular function (GO): succinate-CoA ligase (GDP-forming) activity; succinate-CoA ligase (ADP-forming) activity
Source: RefSeq, a predicted model, not a curated record